UCAGUACUAAAUUGUAGAGCCAUCCACAAGCACUCGCCAGUUCAUAGUCGGAGUCUGUGCGGUGUUGUGAACGCGCAACGCGGAGAUGAAAAUAUACACAGAAUGAAAAAGAAAUGUAAGAAAGGGAAAUACAAUAAAGUGAAUAUAAAAAUGUAAGCGUGUGGACCGAGUGAACGCAGUCGUGGAAAAAAAUAGCUGAAAUUUAAAUCGUUUAAUAUGUGCGUGCGCGAGUUUCAACGAAUAACGGGCGAAUAAAAAAGCAAGUAAAAACGCGAAUAACUGUAAAUAAAAGUGCCGCACUUUAGCCGAACGUCGUUCAAUGCGUGGCAGGAUUUAUAAUGUGAUUUUGGCCAAUUUGCAUUCGUAUUGGUGCGGAAAAAUUACGCAUGGAAAUCAUCGCAGCUUACUUUAUUCUGCUUCUGGUGAAAAUUUCGCCGUACCGGCCGCCGCAGGUUGUCGCGGUUUGCAUUGUGCGUCUGUGAGUGAGUGAGACGAACGCGCUUCGAACAGUUUUGACAGCUGUCAACGUCGCGUCGUGUUGUUGUUGUUGCGGUCGUUGGCUCGCACUAUUGUUGUGUGAGUGUGUGCUAGUGAGUGUGUGGCAUAGUUUUUUAGCACUUUGCACCAAGGUCAGCCAGCAGGAGCAGCAGCAGCAGCAUGCAAAUAGCAAAGCGUCUAGGCAAAAACAACAACACUAAUACAAAGCUAACGCCAACGCCAGCAGAACAAGGAGCAGCAGCAGCAAUAAUCGGCCGCAGUAGCAGCCGUCGCAACAUAAAUAACUGACGUCGCCGAUUCGCCUUCGCCGUCGCCGUCGCCGUCACCGUCACCGUCGUCACACGCAGCGAAAAUGUUUGAGAAAUAUGUCGCCACAUAUGUGCGCGUGUGUGAGCAAGUGAAAUUAAAAUUCCCGCAUGCCUAAUGAAUUCUCGCGCUCUCUCUUUCUGCAAAAUGUGCCAAGCAGCAACAGCAGCAGCAACAACAACAACAACAACAAGAACAAAAGCUUUGUGUGUGUCUGUGUCUUGUUAUUGUAUAUGUGUCGCUGAAUUCUAAAUGAUGGACGCCGCAUACUAAACAAUGGCGUGUUAACCAACAACAACAACAACAACAGCAACAACAGAAGCAGCAUUAAGCUGAAAGUGAAACGGAGCGUUGCUGAUAAGUACAGCAUAAGCGCAAAUAGGAAAAUAAAAACAACAAAAACCAAAAAAACAAAAACAAAACGAAAACAAAGGAUCUGUUGGCAAAGCGUAAACGGCAAAGCAAUUGGAAAAUCUAUUGGAAGUGAGCUGCAUGCAAUUUCAGCCGGUGGCAGCCGGUGGUGCAGCCUGAGCAAAAAUAACCACCACGACGACGACGACGACGCCAACGACAAAUUCACCUGCCUUUUGACAGCGACAGCGAUUGGAGGGAGGAGCCGGCAGGUAGCUGUAGGCGGCAGGCGGCGGUAAGCAUCCUGUGCUGUGGGCAUGUCCACAGCCAAAAGACUGGUGCUCUCGCUACGUGGACGUAAAAAUUCGCAGGGCAACUCGGCGACAUCGUCGACGCGGCUCGUAUCCGCUGGCACCUCGCCGGGCCAUGAGCUGGACGAAAUAGCCGUUGUCUCCGGCACCGGUUCGACUAGCCAUCAUUUCUCCUAUGGCGGCUGCAUUGGCAAUAACAACGACGCCAUCAGCGCCGCGGCUGUGGCCUGUUAUUCAACAGCUGAGCAGCCGAACAAGGCCACGCCCACUGGCCGCCUUUGCCGUACUGCGGCUAUUGAUGGCGGUGACGCAGACGCCGACACGAUUGCUGGCUAUGACGUCAAAGCCACUAAAGCAAACGAUGCCAGAGAUGACGAUGAUGGUGAUGAUGAUGAUGAUGAUGACGACGAUGAUGCUGCAGCUGAACGAUGGCGGCCAAGUGUGCUAAAUGCAACAACUGUCGCACUGCCCGAUAGCAAACAAAACCAAACAACAACAGCAAAACAUCAAAACAACAUAAAAUAUACAACAACAACAGCAACAACAACAAUAACAACAACAACAACAACAACCAGAGCAACGAGUCUUGAGAAGGCGCCACGCGCUAGCUUUUUGAAUAUAAUGCAGCCACGGCUAUCAUUGAACGGCAUGCUCAAUCCACCAUAUCCAUCGCUGAUGCCAUCACCGCGUCCUCUGUACCGUGAUCAUAGCUCCAGGUCCAUCAAUCCGCUGACUGCCUACGAGCAGCAAAUGGCGGAGCUCGAUGGCAGUUUCUAUGGCAGCAAUGCGGGUUAUUUGGGCGGCAGUGCCGGUGGUGGCACCACUUGCACCAAUCUGACUGCGGCUGGUGCUAAUGCAGGCGGUGGUGGUGGUAGUGGAGGUGCUGGUGGUGGUGUUGGUAUAGGUGGUGGUGCCAGUGGCACACAAAGUAGUGGUGGUGGUGGUGGUAGUGGUGGUGCCUUUCAUACAACUGAACUUUCAAUAACACCAACAAUGGCAGCCGAUGAGCAGUUCAUUGAUUUGGGUAGCCUGCGUCGCUUCUCAAUCGAUCGACAGAGCUUUCUGGAUCUAGGCCCCAAGUUUGGCAUGUCCCAGCCGAAAUUCGGUCAGAGCGUCUCGCAACAAGGUUUCUUUACGUCGCAUGACAGCCUGGCCACACCAUGUGCAUCCAGAGCAUCGAACUCGCAUAUGGCCAACGUAAGCACUGCCUCCGAAAUGGAUUUAUUGCACAACAACAAGCAACGCCCCAACAACAACAAGUCGCGCGGACGUCUGAAAACAAUUGGCGGCGAUCAGCCACUGCUGGGCACCUGGAAUCGAUCCACAGGCCGCGGCUCGCAGGAUAACACGCUAGGUGGCGGCGGUGCUGGCAGUGCUGCUGCUGGCGGUGGUGCCACCAACAUGCUCAUGGGCCACACACAAUAUGGCGGCAACUACUGCAAUGGCACAGAUCGCUACCCGCGCUCACGUUCGCAACAGCACCACAAUGCCGGUCAAGCAACGCACCACCCAUACCAGCUGCAGCACUCGGCCUCCACGGUAUCGCACCACCCGCAUGCGCAUGGCCAAUCCGCACAAGGCGGUCCCGGUCCACCUCACGGCGGCCAUCCACACCAUCAGUCACAUGGUGGCAUUGGUGGUGGUGGUGGUGCUGGUGGCAGCGCUGGCGGCGGCCACUCAACCCAGCCGCACCACCAGAAACCGCAUCGUACUGCCUCGCAGCGCAUUCGCGCCGCCACAGCUGCCCGCAAGCUGCACUUCGUGUUCGAUCCGGCGGGGCGGCUCUGCUACUAUUGGUCCAUGGUGGUUUCCAUGGCCUUUUUGUACAAUUUUUGGGUGAUAAUCUACCGCUUCGCCUUUCAGGAGAUCAAUCGUCGCACCAUUGCCGUUUGGUUCUGCCUGGACUAUCUGUCCGAUUUUCUCUAUCUCAUUGACAUAUUCUUUCACUUUCGCACCGGCUAUCUGGAGGAUGGGGUCCUUCAAACGGAUGCACUGAAGCUGCGCACUCACUACAUGAACUCGACGAUCUUUUACAUCGAUUGCCUGUGCCUGCUGCCGUUGGACUUUUUGUAUUUAUCGAUUGGCUUCAAUUCGAUACUGCGCAGCUUUCGUCUGGUGAAGAUUUAUCGAUUUUGGGCCUUCAUGGAUCGCACCGAACGGCACACAAACUAUCCAAAUCUGUUUCGAUCGACGGCCCUAAUACACUAUCUGCUUGUGAUAUUCCAUUGGAACGGCUGCCUCUACCACAUCAUACACAAGAACAAUGGGUUCGGCUCACGCAACUGGGUCUACCACGACUCCGAGUCGGCGGAUGUGGUCAAACAGUAUCUGCAGAGCUACUACUGGUGCACACUGGCAUUGACCACCAUCGGGGAUCUGCCCAAGCCCCGCUCGAAGGGAGAGUACGUCUUUGUGAUAUUGCAAUUGCUAUUCGGCCUGAUGCUAUUCGCCACGGUUCUGGGGCAUGUGGCAAAUAUUGUGACAUCAGUGAGUGCGGCGCGCAAGGAAUUUCAGGCCAAGCUGGACGGAGUUAAGACGUACAUGCGCAUGCGGCGUGUUCCGAAUCAUCUGCAGGUGAAGGUCAUCAAAUGGUUCGAUUACCUGUGGCUCACGCAAAAGUGCUCAGACGAGGAGCGCGCCGUAUCCUGUCUUCCUGAUAAAUUAAAGGCUGAAAUAGCAAUUAACGUCCAUUUAGAUACACUUAAGCGGGUUGAGAUUUUUCAAAAUACCGAAGCUGGUUUCCUUUGCGAAUUGGUGCUGCGACUGCGACCCGUACUCUUCUCUCCGGGCGAUUACAUUUGCCGCAAAGGCGAGGUGGGCAAGGAGAUGUACAUUGUGAAUCGUGGACGAUUACAGGUCGUCGCUGACAAUGGCAAGACGGUGAUGGCCUCGUUAAAGGCAGGUUCCUAUUUCGGCGAAAUUAGUAUACUGAAUAUGGGCACCGCAGGUAAAGAACUUGGCAACAGACGCACCGCCAGCGUCCGCUCAGUGGGCUACAGCGAUCUGUUCGUGCUCAGCAAAAAGGACAUGUGGGACGUGCUCAAGGAAUAUCCAGCGGCUCGCGUUCGUCUCGAAUCGAUAGCCGUCAAGCGCUUAGAGAAAUACAAGAAGGCGCCACUGGAGAAAGUCAAAUACUUUAAUGUAGUUGCCAUGGGCCGUUGCCAGUCAACGCCGGGAUUGGUGGAGAGCUGCGGUCGCACCACUUUGGAGGACAUGUGGCUGCCCCCCGCUGCCGGCAAUAUGCUGCAUCAUGUGCAGCAACAUCAGCAGCAACAGCAACAGCAGCAACAACAGCAACAGCAGCAGCAGCAGCAACAACAACAACAGCAGCAGCAGCAGCAGCUGCCCCAUUCACAUGGCUACAGUCCACGCAGCUAUACGGAGCAUUUGGUGCGUGCCACCGACUCGCCGCGUUCGAUUAGUCCCAGCGCACACGGCUCCGAGGAGAGGCCAAGGAGUCGCGCCACCUCGCACCACUCAAUGCGGCCGCAGUCGCAACCGAGUCAUACAGGUCACAUUUGCGAUUCGAGCUCGCAGCUGGAAUGCUAUGGCGGCGGCGUGGGUGGCGCUGGCGGUGGCACCACACCGCUGCUCGGCUCUCAUGAGGCACUCGAGGAUGAGAUUAAGCGGUUGAGAGAACGUCUGCAUACCGUUGAGUCAGAGAAUCAGGCUCUGAACACUAAGCUCUCGCAGCAGCAAUGGGACUUGGAGAAUCGUCUGGCUGAGAUUGAAAUGCAAAUCUGUGGCGUUUCGUCCACGUCCAGCGUGGAUCCAGAGAACGAGGCCGAGGAGCUGGAACGGAAUCGCGAGAGUAUCAUAUAACACGGGAGCGUGCUGCCCCAUCAGCAUCAGCCGAUCGGUAUGGUGUACAUAUCAUGUUCCUCAUGACUCCAUGAUUCAUACAAGAAAAUCGAAAGAAAACCAAAAAAAAAGAAUGCAUACAAUAUAUAUAUUAUAUAUAUAUAUUUGAGAAAUGGGCGUGGAGCUGCCGCCCGCUACGAAAUGCGCCUCAUAUGAAUUUGCAUCAUACUCUCUGUCUCUGUCUCUAUCUCUCUGUCACUCUCUUUUGCUCUCUCAAACUCACUGUGUUCGUGUGUGUGUGUCACGCCCCCAUACGCCCACAAUAUGUUGUACAUGUGUGUUUUAUACUGUUUCUAUAUCUGUGUGUGUGUGUGUGUGUGAGUGCGUAUGUGAUUGUGUGUGUGUGUGUGAUUGUUGUGCAUGCGGUUGAAAUAUUGCCAAAUUGCCUUACUAACCAACUGACCCCGACGCGAACAGGAGCAGCAGCUGCUAGCACAAGCAACAGCCACACAUCGAGGGAGGAGCAACAGGAGCAGCAAGAGCAACUGCAACUGCAACUGCAACACCAGCAGCAGGAGCAGGAGCAGCAGCAGCAGCAGCAGCAGCGACUGUUGCGACUGCAACAAACUGGUCAAAUCUUGCGACGCAUGCAACGCGCCAGCAACAAUGCAACACAAACAACAACACACAACAACAAAGGCAACAACAAAUAUUGCUCGCUGUAGUACAAAAGAGAAAUGAGAUGGCAGUUUGGAGAAACUAGAAGAGACAAAAGAGCGCAAAGUGCUGGCUAACAAAAGGCCAUUCAACAUUCACCCCCCCUCCCUCUCCCACUAAAAGGGCACUGCCACUAAGGUCUGCAUAGGUCAAUGCAAUAUGUACAUAAAUCUAAUAUCUACAAAAUAAUUCUAAUAACCAGUAAACUAAAUUGCAAAUUCAAAACCAAAAAGACAAACUUAAACUUAAGCUAAGAUUAAAACGAUUAAAUUAGUCGAAAUCGGAAAAGCUUUAAUAGAUAUUCCGAUAAGCAGCUCAUGGAGUCAAGCCAUAUAAACUGUUAUUUAACAGCUCUAGCUGUAGUCCUCUAUCUCACUCUAUCUCUCUCUCUAUCUAUCUAUCUAUCUGUCUCUAAUUACAUAAAUAUAAGAUAUAUAUAGACGAACCUAAAACUUUUUGCCAUACACACUUACAUUAUACGCAUAGAGUAUAUAGCAUCAUUAGGGUUUUGUUUGAACUUCGCUAAUUUUAAUAAUUAGAUAAACAAAUAAAAUGUAAUAAUUUAAAAACCUACAUUAUUAAUCCAUUGCGCAUUGUAUGUAAUUUGCAUUGUAAAUAUUAUCUUUCUAAGGAUUCAAUUAGAGAAUAUCAAAAUGAAAAAAAAAAAAAAAAAUCGAAAAAAAAAAAACUACAAAUAAUUAACUUGAAAAGACACGAACACAAACAAAACACACAAAUAACGGUAAUUACUAUACAAAUAAUUUAAUUUAAAAUUGAAAUUAAUAUGAAUAAUUAGCGUAAUGUAAUAUUUGCUAAUUGUAAUUUGACAAACAACAAAAAAUUUACUAGAUGUGUAUAUGGGAAACGAUUUACUUUAAAAAAUUGAAAAUAAUAUUUAAAGAAGAAAAAAUGUAAGACAAAACACAAAAAAAAAAAAAAAAAUAUGCAAAAUAUUUGUACUAUUGGAAAAGAACUGCCACAGCAUACAACAGACAUACAAAAAAAAAAAAUACUAAAAAGAA
Messenger RNA from Drosophila mojavensis, 7006 nucleotides. Its product is annotated as cyclic nucleotide-gated cation channel beta-1. The record is from RefSeq and is a predicted model, not a curated record. Gene Ontology annotation, molecular function: intracellularly cAMP-activated cation channel activity; protein-containing complex binding; cGMP binding. Gene Ontology annotation, cellular component: plasma membrane; intracellular cyclic nucleotide activated cation channel complex. The coding region runs from base 1473 to 5288 and encodes 1271 amino acids. Gene Ontology annotation, biological process: monoatomic cation transmembrane transport. Lineage: Eukaryota; Metazoa; Arthropoda; Insecta; Diptera; Drosophilidae. The transcript is spliced from 13 exons.